CAUAAUGCACCAUCAAUUCGGAGUCCUGAAAAGCCCGUGGCGGCCUGCUCUGCUCCGCCUUCCUAAGGCUCCUCUUUCCGAACCCUCAACUCAGAACCAGGAAACGCGGCCGGCGACUUAAGUCUAGGAAGCGACCAGAGAGGCAGAGCUCCUGAGGAGGGUCGGCUUCGGCUUCCCGCCGCCGCCGGGCCCACGGAGCCUGGGAACCAGCAGCUGAAGCCACUUCCGUCCCCCUGUUCCAGGACUUUAGAACCCCGGCCCCUCAGUCCAGCUGAGGCCCACCCGUACCUGCUCAGAUCUUGGAGGAGGAGCCGCCGCCGCCGCCGCCGCCGCCGCCGCGUUCCUAACCCCACCGACCUCACGCUGACCCCUCACAGUGCCUGACGGAACAAGGAGCGAAGGACGGAGCACGGGCGGAAUCGCAUCCCAGCGGCCCCCGCGCGCAGGUUCCGAAUCCUGCCUGCUGGGUCGGGAUGGACGAGGACAACCUAGAGACUGCCCUGCAGACCUACCGGGCCCAGCUGCAGCAGGUAGAGCUGGCGCUCGGUGCUGGCCUAGACGCUUCUGAGCAGGCGGACCUGCGUCAGCUGCAGGGCGAUCUAAAGGAGCUGAUUGAGCUCACCGAGGCCAGCCUGUUGUCGGUCAGAAAGAGCAAGCUGCUGUCUACAGUGGACCAGGAGAGCCCAGCUCAAGAGGAUGCUGAGUACCUGGCUUUCCAGAAGGCCAUUGCGGAGGAAGUGGAAGCGCCCGGCGCCCCCUGCAAUGACUCGGAGACGGCCCCUGGGAGCGAGGUGCAGCCGGGAUCCACCUCCUCUGCACUGGAGGAGGAGGAGGAGGACCCAGAUCUGGAGGAACUGAGCGGUGCUAAAGUGAAUGCCCCCUACUACAGCGCUUGGGGCACGCUGGAGUAUCACAACGCUAUGGUAGUGGGCGCCGAAGAGGCGGAGGAUGGUUCUGCGUGCGUCCGAGUCCUCUACCUAUACCCUACCCACAAGUCCCUGAAGCCCUGUCCGUUCUUCCUGGAGGGAAAGUGCCGGUUCAAGGAGAACUGCAGGUUCUCCCAUGGGCAGGUGGUAUCUGUGGAUGAGCUGCGUCCCUUUCAGGAUCCAGACUUAAGCUUACUGCAGACUGGCUCUGCAUGUCUGGCCAAGCACCAGGAUGGCCUGUGGCACCCAGCACGGAUCACUGAUGUGGACAAUGGCUACUAUACCGUUAAGUUUGACUCAUUGCUGCUGAAGGAGGCUGUAGUGGAGGGGGACAGCAUCCUGCCUCCUCUGCGCACUGAGGCUACAGAGUCAUCUGACUCAGACACUGGUGAUGCAAGUGACUCCAGCUAUGCCAGAGUGGUGGAACCAAGCACGGUGGACACUGGGACCUGCAGUUCUGCCUUUGCUGGCUGGGAGGUACACACACGGGGCAUUGGCUCCAAACUCCUCGUCAAGAUGGGCUAUGAGUUUGGCAAGGGUUUGGGCCGGCAUGCAGAAGGCCGGGUGGAGCCCAUCCAUGCUGUAGUGUUGCCUAGAGGGAAAUCACUGGACCAGUGUGCAGAGAUACUGCAGAAGAAGACAAAGCGAGGCCAGGCUGGGUCCAACAGGCCUCCAAAAUGCCGGAGGAGUGGUAGUAGACCUGAGGGCCGCCCACCCCCCCGGAAUGUGUUUGACUUUUUGAAUGAAAAACUGCAAAGCCAGGUUCCUGGGACCCCAGAUGCUGGGGUGGAUACCCCAGAGAGAAGGAACAAAGACAUGUAUCACGCCAGCAAGAGCGCCAAGCAGGCUUUGAGCCUGCAGCUCUUCCAGACUGAGGAGAAGAUUGAGCGGACCCAACGGGACAUCCGGGGCAUCCAGGAGGCCCUAACCCGGAACACUGGCCGGCACAAUAUGACGACAGCCCAUCUGCAGGAGAAGCUGGAGGGAGCCCAGCGGCAGCUGGGUCAGCUGCGUGCUCAGGAGGCUGACCUACAGAGGAAACAGCGGAAGGCAGACACUCACAGGAAGAUGACAGAGUUCUAGCGGCCCUGCCUGUAUUGUGGAUAGAGCCCUGGGACCCAGCUCCAAACUGCCUUGGCAGAAAGACAGCUGUCACCCUGAUGCCUAAACAGCACCUGGAAGAGGAACCAGCCCCUUCUUAGGAUGCCCCUUAAUUAGCCUUGUCAGCCUAGAGUGUGAACACUGCUGAGUAGAGGUGGGACAUCAGGGCUGAUUUUGAACACUUAUCUGCCCACCAAGCCCACCUACCAGUGUCUUGGGGUGUCUCCUUAGGACAUUAAAGUGAUUUCAUCACAAUUCUCUC
Molecule: messenger RNA, 2289 nt
Organism: Mus musculus (house mouse)
Lineage: Eukaryota; Metazoa; Chordata; Mammalia; Rodentia; Muridae
Gene: Zgpat
Product: zinc finger, CCCH-type with G patch domain
Exons: 7
Coding region: 474-2009 (511 amino acids)
Cellular component (GO): nucleus
Molecular function (GO): nucleic acid binding; metal ion binding
Source: RefSeq, marked validated